Suricata suricatta (meerkat) is the source of this 1173-nucleotide messenger RNA. It is a transcript of the gene PRPS1, whose product is annotated as phosphoribosyl pyrophosphate synthetase 1. Gene Ontology annotation, biological process: 5-phosphoribose 1-diphosphate biosynthetic process; ribonucleoside monophosphate biosynthetic process; purine nucleotide biosynthetic process. Gene Ontology annotation, cellular component: ribose phosphate diphosphokinase complex; cytoplasm. The record is from RefSeq and is a predicted model, not a curated record. Bases 165 to 1121 code for a protein of 318 amino acids. The transcript is spliced from 7 exons. Gene Ontology annotation, molecular function: magnesium ion binding; ribose phosphate diphosphokinase activity; ATP binding. Lineage: Eukaryota; Metazoa; Chordata; Mammalia; Carnivora; Herpestidae.
UUCCCGGCGCCGGGCAAUUUAGAGCCGCACGCCGGGCGGGAAUGUAAGAUGGCGGAGUAGCAACGUGAAGCGGUAAGCCCUUGAGUCUGUGUGCCGACUUCGGUUUUCGGUAUCGGCAGCAACAGUGAACGCUGAGCGGAGAGUGCCUACGGUGGUUGGCCAAGAUGCCGAAUAUUAAAAUCUUCAGCGGCAGUUCCCACCAAGACUUAUCCCAGAAAAUUGCUGACCGCCUGGGCCUGGAGCUAGGCAAGGUGGUGACUAAGAAAUUCAGCAACCAAGAGACCUGUGUGGAGAUUGGUGAAAGUGUACGUGGAGAAGAUGUCUACAUUGUGCAGAGCGGCUGUGGCGAAAUCAAUGACAAUCUAAUGGAACUUUUGAUCAUGAUUAACGCCUGCAAGAUCGCUUCCGCCAGCCGGGUUACUGCAGUCAUCCCGUGCUUCCCAUAUGCCCGGCAGGAUAAGAAGGAUAAGAGCCGGGCUCCAAUCUCAGCGAAGCUUGUUGCAAACAUGCUCUCUGUAGCAGGUGCGGAUCAUAUUAUCACCAUGGACCUGCAUGCCUCUCAGAUUCAGGGCUUUUUUGAUAUCCCAGUGGACAAUUUGUAUGCAGAGCCAGCAGUCCUGAAAUGGAUCAGGGAAAAUAUCUCUGAGUGGAGGAACUGCACUAUUGUCUCCCCCGAUGCUGGUGGAGCUAAGAGAGUGACCUCCAUCGCAGACCGGUUGAAUGUGGACUUUGCUCUGAUUCACAAAGAACGGAAGAAGGCCAAUGAAGUAGACCGCAUGGUGCUGGUGGGAGAUGUGAAGGAUCGGGUGGCCAUCCUGGUGGAUGACAUGGCCGACACCUGCGGCACGAUCUGCCACGCGGCUGACAAACUUCUCUCAGCUGGAGCCACCAGAGUUUAUGCUAUCUUGACUCAUGGAAUCUUUUCUGGCCCGGCCAUUUCUCGCAUUAACAAUGCAUGCUUUGAAGCAGUAGUCGUCACCAAUACCAUACCUCAGGAGGAUAAGAUGAAGCAUUGCUCCAAAAUACAGGUGAUCGACAUCUCCAUGAUCCUUGCCGAAGCCAUCAGGAGAACUCACAAUGGGGAGUCCGUUUCCUACCUGUUCAGCCAUGUCCCUUUAUAACAGAAUUAUUGCUGAGGCUUUUUACAAAUAAAGUGAACCCCCACCCCUUGUU